Messenger RNA from Spinacia oleracea (spinach), 897 nucleotides. RefSeq lists its product as uncharacterized. The transcript is spliced from 3 exons. The record is from RefSeq and is a predicted model, not a curated record. Bases 155 to 685 code for a protein of 176 amino acids. Lineage: Eukaryota; Viridiplantae; Streptophyta; Magnoliopsida; Caryophyllales; Amaranthaceae.
AAUUUCACCCCCUUUUUGUUCGUCCCUGAUACGAUUCCCCUUUAGUUAGGGUUUAAUAAUUCUGUCCAAGAAUUUAUUCCUUCGAGCUUUCCUUCUCUCUCUUUCUCCAACAUUUUCUCUCUCUUCGAAUUUUCCAGCUUCUUAGGAAUUUGCAAUGGAGAUGAUGCCGAGCUCAAACGAUGUCGUUUUACGGAGUUUUGUGCUGGAGACUGUUGCUGCAGUUGCUGUUCACUCUCUCUCCUUUGUCCUAGCUAUGCUAGGAUCUUUGCCACGAGGUGAUAUUGUGCUGCCACAGCAGCCUAAUUCAUUCAAAUGGCUUCCACGAUCUGAAUUCCACAAUACAAAAAAACCUGAUUCAGAGAAUAAAGAUGCGGAUGAAGAUGAUGCUGACGAUGACGACGACGAUGAAGGUGAUGAUGAAAAGGCUGGCGUUGAAGGUGGUGAAGAUGAGGAAGGUGAGGAGGUGAACGACGAGGAAGGGGAUGCGGAGGAUGAGCCAGAGGCCAACGGGGAAGGAGCUGAAGGGGAGGAAGAAGAAGAUGAUGAUGAAGAUGAGGAAGAUGAAGAUGACGACGAUGAUGAUGAUGACGAGGAUGGUGGAGAUGAAGAGGAAGAAGAAGAAGAGGAAGAAGAGGAUGAUGAAGAGCAAGAGGAGCCACCAUCUAAGAAGAGGAAAGGGGCUUAAUAGAGAAUCCCCCUUUUUAACCUUUGUUCUUUUCUUUUCUUUUCCUUUCUAAAUUAUGUCUUUUCAAUGGGUGAAGAAUGUUGGGGGUAGCCUUUGUUCAAAUGUGAGGAUUAAGCUUGUCACGAAUGUAGAAAAAAAGAACAUUGAAGUGUUGAUGUAUUAACUGAUGUGAUGUUAACAAUUUUAGAAAAUAAAUUACCUUUUUAGUUCCA